GUUGCCAUGCGUGUCUCCUCUCUUUUCUAAAGAAACAACUUCAGCGCGAGCUCCCGAGUGUGACUUCUGACACGCUCCGGGUACGAGCAGCAGCAUGGAAAAUACACCCCCAAAACAAACUCCACUCUUAGAAGACAGUAAAUAACUUCUGGGCGAUCAGUCAUGGAUGGCUCUACGAAUAGCCUAGAUGACGUGUCCGGGAGCAGCGCUGAGUACCCAGACCGUGUGUCCAUGAUGGAGGGGCGUCUGCAGGCACAGGAAGAUGAGAUCAUGCUCCUGAAGUCAUCACUGGCCGACGCGCUACGCAGGCUCCGCCUCCACGACCAGUUGAUCCCCCUGCUUAAACAGCAGAUCAUCGCAGUAAACCCUGCAGCCUCCCGUGUCCUGAACCAGGUUUACUGCUCUGACGGUUUCUCCAGUUCCCGUAAACUGUCCUCCAGCUCAGCCCUGGACAGCCCCCGCCACCCUGCCACCAGCCAAGUACUAAACAGCACUGAAGGUGAGAAUGGCUCUAAUGGGGACUCUACAUCCCCGGGCCUCAUACAUAAGACCCCAACGUAUGAUCGGGCUACCCAGACAGACCUCACUCCUCUGGUGCAGGACCAGGAGCUAGACGGGGUCCCCCUGGCUCUCACCAGGCCCGUCCAGAGCCUCUCCCUGGAGGAUGCCCUCCCUGAGGGGAUGUCUCUGAUGGAGGAGGCUCGGGCCAAGUUCCACCACAUCCAGGGACUAGAACUGGAGGAGAAGGAUGAGGAAGGGGAGGAGAAGGACCUGAGUUGGGCGUCUUCCGUAGAGGAGGCCAUCCACCCCACCGCCAUCAGGAACCUCCAAAGAGAUGACCACCAGGACCCAAAUGGCUCCACGGAGAGCUUGAGCUCAGCCUCCCAGACCCCAAUCUCAGGGUCCCCAGCCACCCCUAAGGACCUGUCCGCCAGCCCCCGGAGCGGACCUCUCUCCAUCAUCCUGGAGGGCAAGAAGAAACCCCUAAGUCCGUUAGCUCAACCCUGCCACACCAUGGAAACUAAGAGAGCUCGCAGGAACAGUGAGAAACUGGUGAAGGACCCCCAGGAGAAGACAAAGAAGCUGCUGGACAAAAAGGCGGCAUCCUCGGCCAACCUACUCAACAGAUCCCCCAGUCUGGAGAGCCGGACCAAGGAUCUUAUCGCCAGAGCAGGAUCUCCCGGGUCCAGACGAGGAACCCAAGGUCAAUCAAUCAAGAUGUUCAUCCGUGGUCGACCAAUCACCAUGUAUGUCCCCUCCAACAUCCAGAACUACGAGGACCUGAGGAUGGAGCCACCUGUAGAGACACUGGAACUCGAUUGGGUUUACGGUUACCGAGGACGGGACUGCCGGGCCAACCUGUACCUGCUGUCGUCAGGUGAGGCGGUGUACUUCAUCGCCUGUGUGGUGGUGUUGUACCACAUCAACAACCGCACACAGCGCCACUACCGCAAACACACCGACUGUGUCCGCUGUCUGACCAUCCACCCAGACAAGGUACGGAUGGCAUCAGGACAGACUGCGGGGGUGGACAAGGAUGGAAAGCCCCUGCAGCCUUAUGUCCAUAUCUGGGAUUCCUCCACGCUGAUCACCCUACAACAGAUAGGACUGGGCACCUUUGAGAGAGGUGUAGGGUCUGUGGCUUUCUCCUUUGCAGAUGCUGGAGCCUUCCUCUGUGUGAUUGAUGACUCCAAUGAACACAUGCUGUCUGUGUGGGACUGUGCCAAAGGAACCAAGCACACAGAGGUUAAGAGCACCAACGAGGCAGUGUUUACAGUAGAGUUCAACCCCAGCGACAGCACCAACAUCAUCACUUGUGGAAAAUCUCACAUCUAUUUCUGGACCCUGAGCGCAGGCUCACUCACCAAGAAACAGGGCAUCUUCGGGAAAUACAAGAAACCCAAGUUCAUCCAGUGCUUUGUGUUCAGCCUGACGGGAGACGUGCUGACUGGGGACUCGGAGGGGAACAUCCUGACAUGGGGCAAAUCACCCGGCGACGUCAAGACACUGGGGAAAGGAGCAAAAGAGACGUUCCAGAUCAUGCGUCAGACACGGGCCCAUGACGGCAGUGUGUUUACACUGUGUAUGCUGCAGGGGGGCGCUCUCCUCAGCGGCGGGGGCAAAGACCGUAAGAUCAUCCGCUGGAGCGCAGACCUGGCGCCCGAGCGAGAGUGUGAGAUUCCAGAAAAGUUUGGUGCGGUCCGUUGCAUCACAGAUGUAAACGGGGAAGAGGUGUUGGUUGGUACCACCCGAAAUGCCAUCCUGAGGGGCACUUUCUCUGACGGCUUCGUGGCCAUAGUGCAGGGUCAUGUGGAUGAGAUGUGGGGUUUGGCUACUCACCCCUCUCAGGAUGUCUUCCUCACCUGUGGACAUGACAGACAGGUGUGCGUGUGGAACACAGCGGAGCACAAACUGGACUGGUGCACCACGCUGGAGGAGUAUGGGCUGUGUGCAGACUUCUGUCCAAAUGGGGCCGUGGUGUCUGUUGGGCUCAGCACAGGCAGAUGGCUGGUUCUUGACCUGCAGACCAAAGAGGUGAUCUCAGACUACACCGACGGGAAUGAACAGCUGUCCGUCAUGAGAUAUUCACCAGACGGUAGCUUUUUGGCUGUGGGUUCCCAUGACAACUUCAUCUACGUCUACAACGUCACCGAGUGUGGACGGCGCUACUCCCGCUACGGAAAGUGCAAUGGUCACUCCAGCUUCAUCACUCACCUUGAUUGGUCCAAAGAUGGGAAGUACAUUAUGUCCAAUUCGGGCGACUACGAAAUCCUUUACUGGGACGUUGCUGGAGGGUGCAAACUGUUGAGGAACCGCUAUGAGAGCAAAGACCGAGAAUGGGCGUCCUACACCUGCGUACUGGGCUUCCACGUCAUGGGUGUGUGGUUAGAAGGUUCAGACGGUACAGACAUCAAUGCCCUCUGUCGCUCCCACAGUGAGAGGGUGGUAGCGGUGGCUGACGACUUCUGUAAAGUCCACCUCUUCCAGUAUCCCUGCCCAAAACCCAAGGCCCCAAACCACAGUUAUGAGGGCCACGGCAGUCAUGUGACCAAUGUGCGCUUCACCCACUGUGACAGUCACUUGCUCUCUAUGGGUGGCAAGGACACCUGUAUCCUCCAGUGGGAGGUCAAGAGAGCAGGAACAUCGGAUGGUGGAGACCGCCUACACUCUGCAUCCUUCACCAGUUCCCCAGAACCUUAAAGGAGGGAAAGAGACAUUAAGAGAAUCGAAUCACAUUUUAUUGGUCACAUGCGCCAAAUACAACAGGUGAAGACCUUACCGUGAAAAGCUUACAUACAAGUCCUUAACCAGUUCUAACAAAAUAGUUAAGAAAAUAUUUACAAAAUAAACUAAAGUAAAAAAAUGUAAAAGCAACACAAUAAAAUAACAAUAACGAGGCUAUAUACAUGGUAAGACAAUGUCAAUGGGCGGGGGUACAGCUCAUGUAGGUAGAGGUAAAGACAGAGUGAUAGAGAGGCAGAAGGGAGAGACAUUUUUACAGAGUGGGGUGUAACGUAGACUGGGAGGGAACUGGCUGGCCCUUGUAUAUCAGUACAAAAGUUGUAAGGUCAGCCAAGGACCUGUGGUGUAUUGUUUCAUUGGAUUCUUACAGUACAGAAGGCUUUGGAUUCCAUAGGAUUCUCUUUUCAAGCGUGAUAUUAGCCCCACAUGAUGAAAUGGAAACGUUAGUACAUCUGGGCACAAUCUACUUCUCAAAUUAAGUGAAAUUCCUAAUCUGACAUUUGAAAAAGGUCAAGCUUUCAAAUCAACUGCCUGUUUGACUGCCAUCAUCAACUGACGACAAAGGGAUCAACUGUUGAGAACAUUCCAAAAUAUCCCAUUUUGUUUACAUGUUUGUUUACCAUACAAGCGUACCGUAGUGGUGUUUUAUGGUUAUCGUCUUGUCAGAAAAGUAAUAUCAUCCAUAUUUUUGCUUGAUUGCUAUCUAGGAAUAUUUACCUUUUUUUUGUGCUUCAAACUUUAGCAUUUUGCUAGACUGUGACAAUCUUUCAAGUACAUUUACUCAUUAGUUUCAACUGCAAUAUCUCCUGUAUUAGACAAAUUCAUUCAUGUUUACCUUAUUGUAGUACACUUUUGGAUUUGCUAUCUUCUGUGUUUAUUUAAAAGUACUUUUGAAUGUGUCAUCGUUUCCUAUGUCUGUAGAUAUUUCUGUCAAUAAACAAUUACAAAAAACUAUG
Molecule: messenger RNA, 4199 nt
Organism: Oncorhynchus kisutch (coho salmon)
Lineage: Eukaryota; Metazoa; Chordata; Actinopteri; Salmoniformes; Salmonidae
Product: echinoderm microtubule-associated protein-like 3
Exons: 25
Coding region: 163-3201 (1012 amino acids)
Biological process (GO): microtubule cytoskeleton organization
Cellular component (GO): mitotic spindle
Molecular function (GO): microtubule binding
Source: RefSeq, a predicted model, not a curated record